Dentiscutata heterogama is the source of this 669-nucleotide messenger RNA. The record is from the annotation of a GenBank genome assembly. Lineage: Eukaryota; Fungi; Glomeromycota; Glomeromycetes; Diversisporales; Gigasporaceae.
CUGAAAAAUACCCACUUUCUCACGAUAUGGCAUUACUUUUACAGUAUAAAGAAUUGGAUUUUGAAAGAAAGAAUUAUCAAAAUUCUACGGAGUGUUUGUCGCCAAAGUUAGAAUUAAAAAUUGAGAAUCAGAUAAAUCAAGUUAUUUCAGAAACUUUACUUCCAAUAUUUGAUGAUGAUCCUGAGGAAAUUAUUGAAGAAAAUGAUAUUAUACUGUCUCUUGAAGAUGGUAUAAAGUUGCAUCGUUUAAAAAAGCGUGAAGAUGCAUGGAACUGUUUCAUACAAAAUUCCGAACUUCCUUCAGCAAAAUAUUGGCAAGGUUAUUACUAUUGCAAUGGGUAUUUCGUAGAGAAAGAUCUAGAUAAAGCGAGGAAUCUUUUUAAAGAAGCUGCCGAUGAAAAUCAUACAGAAUCACAGUUUAGGUAUGCAGCUAUGCUGAUUUCCAAAAAAGAUGAUGAUGAAUCCGCAAAAGAUAAAAAUUUCCAAGAAAUUAUACGUUAUUUAAAAUUAGCAGCUGAAAAUAAAACUAUUGAUGCUAUGUAUUAUUUGGGCGAUAUUUACUUGAAUGGGAAACUUAAAGUACCUAAAGAUAAAGAGCGUGGAUUGGGUUAUUUAAAAUUAGCAGCCAAAAAUAAUAAUAAGAGGGCAUUAGAAACAUUAGAAAAGUUAG